AUCAUCCGGGAGCAAAGCAGGGCACGUCUGGGCCCCUGAAGGAUCAACAGCUUUCAAGUGUCUGAUCUCGGCCAGGUUCUGUGCAGCUCUGCUGAGCAACAUCUCGGAUUGUGAUGAGACCUUUAACUACUGGGAGCCGACACACUACCUCAUUUAUGGGAAGGGGUUUCAGACCUGGGAGUACUCUCCUGCCUACGCCAUCCGCUCCUAUGCUUACCUGUGGCUCCACGCCUUGCCAGCCUGGUUCCACGCCAGGGUCCUGCAAACCAACAAGGUUCUCAUCUUCUAUUUCCUGCGAUGCUUCCUGGCCCUCCUGAGCUGUGUUUGUGAACUCUACUUCUACAAGGCUGUGUGCAAGAAGUUUGGGCUGCACGUGAGCAGGCUGAUGUUGGCCUUCCUGGUGCUCAGCACGGGCAUGUUCUGUGCUUCUGCAGCUUUCCUGCCCAGCAGUUUCUGCAUGUACACCACGGUGGUGGCCAUGACGGGCUGGUACAUGGACAGGACCUCGGUGGCAGUGCUGGGGGUGGCUGCUGGAGCCCUGCUGGGCUGGCCCUUCAGCGCAGCUCUGGGGCUUCCUAUUGCCUUUGACUUGUUGAUCCUGAAGAAGAGGUGGAAAAGUUUCCUGAACUGGUGUGUGGUGUCCUUGAUCCUGUUUUUGGUGCCCUUGGUGGUGGUGGACAGCUAUUACUAUGGCAAGCUGGUGGUGGCACCUCUCAACAUCGUUUUGUACAAUGUCUUCACCCCCCACGGGCCUGAUCUCUACGGUACAGAACCCUGGUACUUCUAUUUCAUCAAUGGCUUUCUGAAUUUCAAUGUGGUUUUUGUGCUGGCCCUGCUGGUGCUGCCUCUGACCUGUCUGAUGGAGUGUCUGCUGCAGAAAUUCUGUGUUCAGAACCUGGGCCGUCCCUACUGGCUGACCCUGGCUCCCAUGUACAUCUGGAUCCUGAUUUUCUUCAGCCAGCCCCACAAAGAAGAGAGAUUUCUGUUCCCCAUCUACCCCCUCAUCUGUCUCUCUGGUGCUGUGGCGCUCUCUGCUCUUCAGAAAUGUUACCACUUCAUCUUCCAGCGCUACCGCCUGGAGCACUACACAGUGUCCUCCAACUGGCUGGCCCUGGGGACUGUCCUCCUCUUUGGCCUUUUGUCACUCUCACGCUCUGUUGCCUUGUUCAAAGGCUACCACGGGCCCCUGGACCUGUACCCUGAAUUCCACAGGAUUGCCACUGACCCCAGCAUCCACACGGUGCCCGAGGGGAGGCCGGUCCAUGUCUGUGUGGGGAAGGAGUGGCACAGGUUCCCCAGCAGCUUCCUGCUGCCAGACAACUGGCAGCUCCAGUUCAUCCUGUCGGAAUUCCGGGGCCAGCUGCCCAAACCCUUUGCCAAGGGGCCCUUGGCCACCAGGAUCAUUCCUGCAGACAUGAACGACCAGAACAAGGAGGAGCCCUCUCGAUAUAUGGACAUCUCCAAAUGCCACUACCUGGUGGACCUGGACACAGCAGCAGAGAGCCCCAGGGAGCCCAGGUACUCCUCCCACAGAGACGAGUGGGUCACCAUUGCCUACAAGCCAUUCCUGGAUGCUUCCAGGUCCUCGCGGCUGCUGCGCGCCCAGGUGGAUUUUCAGUUCCCCUGUCAAUCUGAGAGUCGAAAAACUUCGACGUGGGUGGGGUAG
This is a messenger RNA of Zonotrichia albicollis (white-throated sparrow), 1666 nucleotides long. NCBI's taxonomy places the organism in Eukaryota, Metazoa, Chordata, Aves, Passeriformes, Passerellidae. The record is from RefSeq and is a predicted model, not a curated record.